Messenger RNA from Penaeus vannamei (Pacific white shrimp), 1111 nucleotides. The record is from RefSeq and is a predicted model, not a curated record. NCBI's taxonomy places the organism in Eukaryota, Metazoa, Arthropoda, Malacostraca, Decapoda, Penaeidae.
UCACGAGGACGAAGGGGGGAUGGUUACCUAUCCUCUGUUCUCGGGAGAAAGCAUGGUGCGCGCCCUCGAGGAGAACUUCACCCACUUCGGCCCCGUCAGCUUAGGCUUCCAGGAUGAGGAGGACCCCGUCGCUCUGGCCACGAGGGUAUACAAGCACUACUUGGGGGACAUUGUGUUCGACGAACAGCAUAGUGACCAGCUAACUCGGGCCUACAGCGACGUGCAUUUCAACCUGCCACACGACCUCACCUCCCAGAUCUUCGCUAGAGACCCUGGCACCAAAAUCUACCGCUACGAGCUAAAACACCGAUCGCAACUCUCCUUCGGUGACAUCUACGACAUGUCUUUAGGGAAAAACUGGAUCACCCACGCCGAUGACCUGUACUACCUGUUCCGAGGCGGCCCCCUCUUCGCGCCCGACUCCCCCCCCGACAGGCCGGGGACCUCCAGGACGAGGACGACCUCAGGCUCAGGGACAUCAUCACCGCCAUGUGGACCAACUUCCAGCAAAGCUCGGUCGGCAGGCGCCCUCUGCCCCUCCUUCGCCCCGACCCAAGAGGCGCAGACGGAGGCCCUCAAUCCCUCCCUUUCCGCCCGCAGGAACCCGACGCCCGACGACUCCCUGGGCUUCACGUGGGAGGCGGCGACGGAGAGCAACUUCCGGCACCUCGCCCUCAAGCCCUCGCCCGAGAUGAUGGAGGACGACCAGCGGCAGGAGAUUCGCCGUUUCCUGACGUCGCUGCCACCAGAGUCAACCGGCUGCUCCGCCCCGACCGCAUCCCGCAGGAGGAGGACGACCCGACGACGCGAGCCACGCAGGACGAGUUGUGACGUCAUCGGCCGCGUCACCGUCGGCGGUUAUUUUCACAGUGAUUUUUUAGAUCGAGAGUUUUUAGAUCGAUUGGUUGUGCAAUAAUGAAUUAUCAUUUCUCUUUUUCGUAUUGAUGAUUAUUGAUGAUUGUUUUUUUUCAUAAUUCUUUCUUUUUUUUUUUUUAUUUUUAUCUUUUCCAAUAGUUUCAUUAUUUACAUUGGUUAUUUUCACAUUUACAUCAUAUUAAAGAUACUAUUUACUUUAAUACGAUGUUAUAGACGCUAAAAAAAACAAGAAAAA